AUGCUACUGCCUAGCCGCUGGAGGGAAACACCUCCCUUUGAUCAGAAACAUGUGGCCAUUCAGGGUUUAGAGCCCCCGGGGGGGAUGGCCUCUGAUGCUUUGACAACAUGUGGUAGCAGCCAGUUCCAGUGUGGGAACGGGAAAUGCAUCACGGCCAGAUGGGUGUGUGACGGCUCAGAUGACUGCAGCGACGGCACCGAUGAACUCCCCGGUACCUGCAUGGCCAGAACUUGUAGGCCGACAGAGUUCAGCUGCACGGACCGCCUUAACCAGUGUAUACCGAGCUCCUGGCGCUGCGAUGGAAAAGCCGACUGUGAGAAUGGAGCUGAUGAAGACAGCUGUGCGCCGAAGCAGUGCACAGGCACCGAGUUCCGCUGCGGGAACGGCCAGUGCGUGUCGUCCUCCUUCGUGUGUGACGACGAGGCCGACUGCGACGACGGGAGCGACGAGGUCUCGUGCCCCGUCGCCAGCUGCAGCCCCGGGUCCUUCCAGUGCAACAGCACCGCCUGCGUCCCCCGCCUGUGGAGCUGCGACGGCGAUGUCGACUGCCCCGACGGCUCCGACGAGUGGCCCCAGAACUGCGGUACCAAGGCGCCCGACUCCGCUCCCGCCCAUCAGUGCUCGUCCCUGGAGUUCCGCUGCGGCAACGGAGAGUGCAUCCACGGCAGCUGGAAAUGUGACGGAGGAGCCGACUGCCUGGACCAAUCAGACGAAGCUGAGUGUGCACGUCCCACUUGCCGUCCUGACGAGUUUGAGUGCGGCGAUGGCACGUGCAUCCACGGCAGCCGCCAGUGCGACCAUCAGCACGACUGCAGGGACAUGAGUGAUGAGGCUGGCUGCGUCAACGCCACCCAAUGCGAGGGCCCGACCAGGUUUAAGUGCCGCAGCGGGGAGUGUAUCAGCAUGGAGAAGGUGUGUGACAAGCACCGGGACUGCAGGGAUUGGUCAGAUGAGCCUCUUAGGGAAUGUGGCUUCAAUGAGUGCCUGUACAAAAACGGAGGCUGCUCGCAUAUUUGCAAUGACCUGAAGAUUGGCUUCGAGUGCCUGUGUCGUCCUGGAUUUCACCUGGUGGACACGAAGCGCUGUGAAGAUAUCGAUGAGUGUGCCAACCCGGACACCUGCAGCCAGAUCUGCAUCAACCUGAUCGGCAGUUACAAGUGCCAGUGUGAGGAGGGUUACCAGGUCGACCCGGCAACCAAAGCCUGCAAGGCCAUCGGUACAAUCGCCUACCUUUUCUUCACCAACCGUCACGAAAUCCGAAAAAUGACUUUGGACAAAAGUGAGUACACCAGAGUGAUCCCCCGUCUGAAGAACGUCGUGGCUCUCGACAUGAACGUGGCCACCAAAGAGAUCUACUGGUCGGACAUCUCCCAGAAGAAGAUCUACAGAGCUCAGAUGGACUCGGCCGAAGACCCCGCUCACCACAGCGUGUUGAUCUCCAGCGGCAUCGAUGCCCCUGAAGGCAUCGCGUUCGACUGGAUCCACGGUAACCUGUACUGGACGGACAGCAUCCGCAGCAGCGUCAGCGUGGUGACAGCUGACGGCAGCCGCCGCAAGACUCUCUUCCACCAAGGCUUGUCCAAACCUCGCGGGAUUGUGGUCGACCCCCACAGCAACUUCAUUUACUGGACCGACUGGGGGAAUCCCGCUAAGAUCGAGAAGGCAGGUCUCAACGGAGGAGACCGCACCGCUCUGGUCACUGACAACAUUGUGUGGCCAAAUGGAAUCUCACUCGACCUGGUGAACCAGCGGCUCUACUGGGUGGACUCUAAGCUGCACACCCUCUCCAGUAUCGACGUGCAGGGCGGGGGGCGACGCACCAUCAUCGUUGAUGAGCACAGGCUGGCUCACCCACUGGGCCUCACUGUGUUUGAGGAAAAAGUGUUCUGGACAGACGUCAGUAACAACGCCAUCCUCAGUGCAAACCGGCUGACGGGUGAAGACAUCACGCCAGUGGCAGAGCACCUGACAUCCCCAGAAGACAUCGUUCUCUUCCAUAACCUCAAGCAAACCGCUGGGAGGGAUUGGUGCCAGGUGUCCGGCUGUACAUUCUUGUGCCUGGCAGCUCCUCAAGUGGGUAGACAUCCCCCCAAAUACACCUGCGUCUGUCCCGAUAACAUGAUGUUAGCCAGGGAUAUGAGGACGUGUGUACCUGCUGUUCCAACACCUGCAGCUCCCGUGCAGCCUCAUGUUCCAGCAACCGACCCCCCUCGUCGGCCACCAGUGCCAGCUAGCACCACGCCUAAGCCCCUGGUCCGAACCACGCCUAAGCCCCUGGUCCAAACCACGCCUAAGACCCUGGUCCGCACCACGCCUAAGCCCCUGGUCCGCACCACGCCUAAGCCCCUGGUCCGCACCACGCCUAAGCCCCUGGUCCGCACCACCACAGUGCCCGUCAUUAUCACCAGCCCUGCUGCCAAGCUGGUGCCAAGCACCAUCGAGCCUCCUGUAAGGACCACCACACCUGAGCCAAGGACCGCGUCACCCCAGCCUUUGAAACCUAAAAUUCUCCAGACCACGACAGAGACUCCGGUCACCUCUCCAGAUUUUCAUCAUGAAUUAGCUGCAGCUGUCCCCAACCCUGCCUCCGACGCCCCGAUAGCUCUGUACAUCGCAUUACCUCUGGCGAUCGUCUGUCUGGUGGCUGCUGGUGCCGUGCUGCUGUGGAGGAACUACAGGCUGAAGAACACCAACACCAUUCACUUCGACAACCCCGUCUAUCAGAAGACAACUGAGGACCAAGUGCACAUCUGGAGGAGCUACAGCCUCGACGGGUACUCCUACCCAAAAAGACAGAUUGUGAGCUUGGAUGAAGAGGCGGACAAUCCCGCCUUCGCAGACAACUGAAGUACAUCAAGUCGAGGCUCCGUGAUAAGCUACCUUGGACGUCCUUUUGUAUUUUUACCUCACACGGCACAAAGAUAAGGAAUUCAAAGCCAGUGUCAGAACCACUAUAUCCUCAGAGACGAACAAACGCUCGACAGUGGGGGAAAAAAACAGGGUCCAACACAUUUUUGUUUUUUUUUCCUCAUCAAGUUUACAAGUUUACAAUCCAUUCCUCAUCAAAUCAUAUCAAGUCAGCAGAAGAUGAAGGAUUCCUCAAUUCACCUUUUUUACUCGUUAUCCUAACUGUGUGAUAAAACUGGAGAACAGGUCACUGUUAAAGGGGCCGUACUCGAAAUACAGA
Molecule: messenger RNA, 3187 nt
Organism: Etheostoma spectabile (orangethroat darter)
Lineage: Eukaryota; Metazoa; Chordata; Actinopteri; Perciformes; Percidae
Gene: ldlra
Product: low density lipoprotein receptor a
Exons: 18
Coding region: 1-2847 (948 amino acids)
Biological process (GO): receptor-mediated endocytosis
Cellular component (GO): signaling receptor complex; apical plasma membrane; plasma membrane
Molecular function (GO): hormone binding; protein binding; calcium ion binding
Source: RefSeq, a predicted model, not a curated record